AUGAGCUUGGAUCGAUUGCCUCAAGAUUGUUUUGCACGAAUUCUAUCACUCACAUCUCCCAUUGAUGCAUGUCGAAUCUCAGUACUCUCUUCCACAAUUCGGGUUGCAGCUGAUUCGGACAAUGUAUGGGAGAAAUUUCUGUCAUCAGAUUAUCAGGACGUCCUCUCCAGAUUACUGAAUCCACUGGUUUACUCAUCCAAGGAGUUAUUCCUCAGGUUAUGUAACCCACAUCUAAUUGAUGGAGGCCAUAAAACUUUUUCAUUAGAGAAAUCAUCAGGUAAAAAAUGUUAUGUGCUGAGUGCAAAGGAGUUGAAAAUUACAUGGGCAGAGAAUCCUCUCUUCUGGACCUGGAAAUCUUUCCCAGCAUCAAGAUUUUUUGAAGUUGCUGAACUUCGAACCAUCUCGUGGUUGGAAAUCCAAGGCAGAAUCCAAAAUCGGAUGCUGUCUCCGGACAUUGUCUACGAGGCUCAUCUGAUUGUGAAGUUUGUUGAUCAUGCAUAUGGACUAGACAUUUUACCAUCCAAGGCGGUUGAAGUUGGAGAUGUAAAAUCAGAAGGGACAGUUUGUUUACGCCAACAUGAAACUAAGAAACAAUGUCUGAAGACUACCUGGUUUUCAAAUCAGAUUGAAGCUUCGAGAUCAAUAGUUUUUAGAGGAACAGAAGAAAGGGUUCCUUGCAAGCGUGAAGAUGGGUGGAUUGAGAUUGAAUUGGGAAAGUUUUAUAACCAUGGAUCAGGUAUUGCAGAAGUAAAGAUGUGUCUAAAAGAGGUGGCAGGAACGCACCUGAAAGCAGGACUCGUUUUUGAGGGGAUUGAGCUUAGGCCAGAACAAUUCUCAAUGUAGACACAAGCUCCAAUUUUAAUGAGGUAGCUGAACUCGAAACUGUGAGCUGGUUGGAAAUCCAUGGCAAGAUCAGAACUAAAACACUGUCUCCAAACUCAAGAUAUGGAGCUUACCUUUUUCUGAAAAUCACUGACCCGUGCAUUUGGGCUUGAU
Molecule: messenger RNA, 996 nt
Organism: Theobroma umbraticum
Lineage: Eukaryota; Viridiplantae; Streptophyta; Magnoliopsida; Malvales; Malvaceae
Product: F-box protein PP2-B15-like
Molecular function (GO): protein binding
Source: RefSeq, a predicted model, not a curated record